Messenger RNA from Ectocarpus sp. CCAP 1310/34, 2471 nucleotides. The record is from the annotation of a GenBank genome assembly. NCBI's taxonomy places the organism in Eukaryota, Phaeophyceae, Ectocarpales, Ectocarpaceae.
CCUCGCUGUAGGACGUUGGCACAACAGGAACACUUUCCCCCCAAGUCCCGUCGUGGGCCUUGGGCCGUCCUCACUGCACCUUCAGCAAAGGACUUCACCACAUUGUCUCCAGCUCUACCUCAGAAAAACGGGACACGAGGUGGAGACUUCGACCAUGAGUUCCGGCUACAGGAAAGACGGAAACGUGGCUACGAAUAAUCUUGGGAUGCGCAAGAGCUGCGGUGCAUGUGGGCGAAAGAAAAGAAAGUGCGAUGGCCUGAUGCCUUGCAGCCGGUGCCUGCGAGCUGGGGUUCGAUGCACCUACAGCAAGCGGAAGCCGCAUCAGCCUCAGCUUGGGCGCCAGCACCAGCGCCGUCCACGUGGUCCCGCUGGAGUGCAGACGGCGGACAUGUUCCGCCCCUCGGCAUCCGGCACACUCCUGCCCGGCGGUAUGCUGCCCCUGAAGAGGUUGAAGUUGAGUGCAUCUCCGGCGACCGGGCUUGUGGGAAUGCAAGAGAACGCAUUCCUGAGUGACUUCUUCGGCUGCGUUGGCUUCAUGCCGUUCACCUCUCGAAGUCAUAUCCGUGGAGCGAUGGUGAGGAUGAUGGCCCGCUCCACUGCCCAACACCAGCCUGGUGCUCGGCACAACUCCCCCGAGCAAAGCCAGUUCGGCGACACCUUCACCGAGGACGGUAUCACCCCGGGAAAUCAGCUCUUGACGGGUCCCUCCUGUUGCACGUUUUGGUGUGCAGUUGGUAUGGGGGCUCUUGCGAAGGGCAGCCCUGUUGAGUCGGUUGCGAACUACUCCCGACUGGCGAGAGAUGCAAUGGAUGCCUACACUGGUCCUGUGGAUGCCGACGUGGCAGAGGCGUGGGCGAUCCUGGGGUACUUCUACGGUUUCAUGGGAGACACGGCGACGUUUGAAGAGUACCUCAAGCUUUCGGACUCCUUUUUGAUUGCUUCCAUCGAACAAGGGUCAACUGGCACGCUACCAUCGGGAUUCCCCGAGAUAGUCCACUACAAGGAGUGCGUUAAGGUGUUCUGCGGAAAUGUAGACGCUGUGGAUACCGGCUCGUUCACUCGGCAUCAAGAUCGUCCACAGAUCAACCCAGCUGCAACCGAAGAGGACGUAUUUCGGUUUGUUGCCCAGUCAGUUGAGGCGUUCGUGCAACUUGUCGUCGAGGAAGCUUGCGGGAAGAGAGCGACUCGCAGCUGCUCGAGCGAUGAUGGGCCCUACGAGGAGGAUAGAGGCGAUGCAAGCCCGCACGGCAACGCCCCCCGGGUGGAAGAGAUAUCAGAUGCCAUGGUGACUGGUUUCAAAAUUGGCCUGCUCGACUUCGAAAACCUCCAAGAAGCAGUGGAUCUACCAAACGUUCGGACGGGCAUGGGCGGCUUCCUCAUUAAUAUGAACCUGGUAUUUCACAGGGCAGCGAACGGGGACGCUGUUGGGAUGCUGGAGAAGAUAGGGCAUUGCGUCGAGGUCCUUGAGCGCUACCCUGGCGUUUGUCGCUUCAUGUUAGGAUGGUGCCACCUUGUGCAUGCUGCCCUGGCAGCCCUAGCAGCGAUGGACGAUUGCAGAGCUCGAGGGCUGUACAACCGAUUGCGGGAGGCCUACAAUCAGUUUCGACCCUCUGCGUCUCUGCCAGCACCGCCGUUGGAGGCGUGGCAAGGGCUCUCUGCAUUCUGCGACCAUUUUCAUUGCAUGUUGUUUGGGGGCGUCAUCGCGAGUGAAAGAUUAAGCGUUUUCACUACCCCACCCUACUCUUCUAGAAACGGUGCCGGCUUCCAACAGGAUCAUUUGAAGGGAGAGGAUGUGCCGGUCGUCGACGAGGAACAUCAUAUCGGUAUCGUGUGGGGGGGUGUCACUCCCGAGGAAGCUACCAGCUCGAUCAUGGAUGUCCUUUGCAGCAACGGAGACAAACCAAUGGCAUCUACUAGCUCGUGGGAGUGGAACCAUGAGCGUGCGCUACAAAUGAGCCCACCAGCCCGGUCGCGCCCGUCUUCUUCAAAUGUCCACCGCCGUGAAUCAAGCAAGGAUGGAAUACAAUUUACUGACCUGUUCAGCAAUGAGGUAGAGAGGUGUGGUGAGGACGUCUUUUCUGGGGUGAUGGCCCAAUACCCGGAUGAUGGAUUCACAUUGCCGGAGUUGAGAGAGUUGGACGGGACCACACAGGACACCAUGGAUGAUGCAAUUGCCGUCCCUGACUGGCUGGAUACUACUCAUGCUAUGUUGGACGAAGUUGGCGAUAAAAGUCCGGGCAUUUGACGUUGGCGAUGUUUUUGGUUGCUUGUGCCCACCCACUGGCCCGUAAUAUAUGUGGGACGUGCCAACUUGGAGAAAGAGUUUUCACCGUGUCGGUUGAACAACCUGCACAACAACUUGAAUUUGGCAUCUGAUGCAUGGGUACCGUAAUUGUGCAUGUUAUGGCACCCAUCUUUGAUUUUGCGCCCAUCGGUGCUAUGGCACCGGGAUGGUUUAAUUGCAUUUCCGC